AUGUCCUUCCAACAGAACGCGUAUGUGCUCGGCGUGGGUCUCACGCAAUUUAUAAAGCCCCGAGGGCUACGCGCCUAUCCUGAGUUAGGCUUUGAAGCUGGCACCAAAGCUCUGCUCGAUGCCCACAUCACAUACGACGAUGUGCAGACCGGAGUGGCGUGCUACUGCUAUGGCGACACCACUUCUGGCCAGCGCAUCUUCUAUCAGUUCGGCAUGACCAAUAUCCCCAUAUACAACACUAACAAUGCCUGUGCAACGGGAUCUACAGGCCUGCAACUCGCGCGGACGCUGGUCCGAGGUGGCAUCGUGGACGUCGUACUGGUGAUUGGGUUUGAGACCAUGAAACCCGGACCCAUUAAGGGUAUCUGGGAUGAUAGACCGAGUCCCAUGGGCCUGGAGACCAGGUUGAUGGAGGAGACGAGGGGAAAGCAUGAUACUCCGAAAAAUGCGCAGUUCUUCGCCAAUGCUGGAAGAGAGUACAUGGAGAAAUACGGGGCCUCAGCCCGCGACUUCGCCGAAAUCGCCCGCAUCUCGCACGAGCACUCUUCGCGGAAUCCCUAUGCCCAAUUCAACACCGUCUACACCCUCGAAGAGAUCGAAAAGUCGCCCAUGAUCCACUAUCCACUGACGAAACUCCAAUGCUCGCCCACGUCGGACGGCGCCGGGGCAGCCGUUAUCGUUUCUCAGCGCUUCCUCGACUCGCGACCUGAACUCAAGUCUCACGCCAUCCUAAUGGCCGGACAAGCACUUAUGACGGAUUCUCCCGCCCUGUUCUCGCGCUCAGCAAUUGACCUCGUGGGCUACGACAUGACUAAACGCGCAGCCAAAGCUGCGCUGGAGGAAGCAGGCGUGUCCGCCCGAGACAUCAAAGUGUGCGAAUUGCACGACUGCUUCUCCGCCAACGAACUGAUUCUGCUGGAGGGCCUGGGGCUCUGUGAUCAAGGAAAGGCGCAUCUUAUGGUGAGGAAUGGGGAUAUCACGUACGGCGGCAAAGGGCCGAUUAUAAAUCCUUCUGGAGGACUGAUUUCAAAGGGCCAUCCGCUAGGAGCGACCGGCCUCGCCCAAUGUGCCGAGCUCGCGUGGCAGUUGCGCGGCUGGGCGAACAACGGCCGUCUAGUCAAGGACAUCGACGUCGCCUUGCAGCACAACCUGGGCCUCGGCGGCGCCGUGGUGGUCACCGUGUACAAGCGCGCCGACAGGCGGAAGAACACGGACGUCAAGGAGAGCGAUGCCCAGAUCGCCCAGAUGAGCGGCCUCGGCUAUAAUCCCGCCGUCGAGGCCAGAGGGGUCAGCUUGGGCGACUUCGAGAAGGUCAGGAGCAAGAAGGCAAAAUGUGAAUAUGCUCUGGGCGAGACGGCCGAGAAGUUGCAGGCUAGAUUGUGA
Messenger RNA from Cladophialophora psammophila CBS 110553, 1383 nucleotides. RefSeq names its product acetyl-CoA acyltransferase. Gene Ontology annotation, molecular function: acyltransferase activity, transferring groups other than amino-acyl groups. The coding region runs from base 1 to 1383 and encodes 460 amino acids. The record is from RefSeq and is a predicted model, not a curated record. The transcript has 4 exons. NCBI's taxonomy places the organism in Eukaryota, Fungi, Ascomycota, Eurotiomycetes, Chaetothyriales, Herpotrichiellaceae.